Alternaria alternata is the source of this 1365-nucleotide messenger RNA. RefSeq lists its product as hypothetical. The transcript is spliced from 3 exons. The coding region runs from base 122 to 1198 and encodes 358 amino acids. The record is from RefSeq and is a predicted model, not a curated record. NCBI's taxonomy places the organism in Eukaryota, Fungi, Ascomycota, Dothideomycetes, Pleosporales, Pleosporaceae.
CGAUUACCUCUUGAGCGUAUUCUCAGCCCUGCCACCCGACUUGCAGCUGGACACAGUCUUUCAACAGAAUCUGGUCUCCUUCACGCAAGAAAUCGACGGCUUCACCGCGAAAGUAAAAGAGAUGGGCAUACGGAUGGGUCAAGGAAGAGUGCAGCAUGCCUGGGAGAGAGUCAAAUGGCUCGCCUCAGAUCGUGACUUGAAGAGAUUUAAUCAGUCUCUGGACCACUGGGAUAGGGUCUUUGCAGCCGCUGCGGCUGCUGCGCAACUCUCCAUGUCGAUACGAAUUCUCGAGCACACCACCAAACUUACCGAGCGUCACACGAUUGCAUCAGGAGAUGCCGCACCUGCUGGACAGGCUUUGGUACGUCCAACACAAGACCCAAGCAGCGUCACAGGUACUCUCCAAGCGCCUAGCAGCUUAAUGCCUGGACGCUUAAGCAUGUUCCUCUCAACACUCCGCGACCCAGUCGAUCUAAGGAUUCAGGAGCGCUUCGAAUAUCUUGGGGAUACGAUGACAGCGAUUGUCCAGGGUGGCCCAGUAAUGGUUCGCAGUUGGUCAAACACUGGGCAGGACACUUAUUCUUUGAUGCCAGCGGCAGAAGCCUACGGUCUUGCCUUCGCAUUCCAGAUUACGCGACUGUUACCUGGACGACUGUCCCUCAAGAUACUCGCGAUGUAUUCUACCUCCAGCAUGUUCUCAAUAGAUGUAAAAUGGAGAUUGAACUUUGUGGGACUGCUUCGGUUCAAUAGCUCAGCUUAUCAUGCGGCGGCGACAGGGAAUUGGCUGUUCUUGAGGGACUUGCUGGUUAACAAGGAGAUCAGAAUUACACAUCGAACAAUAUAUGGUGACACCCUGCUACAUGUGAGUCAUCAGGUUUUGGUGAUGAGAUAUGGCUGGCUCACUAUUCUUAGAUUGGCACAAAGUAUGGCCAUAUUGAGAUCGUCAGAGAGCUUCUCCUCGCUGGAGCAGAUGUCAAUGCAACUAACGACGAAGGCGAUACACCACUGCACACUGCUGUCAAAACGACAUGCAACUACGAAAUCAUUCGACUGCUUCUCAAACAUGGGUCCAACUUACAUCACCAAAACCGCCAAGGACGUACGCCCCUACACUGCUAUUACAACACGACGCUACAGGAAACUAUACGAUACUGUCGAGAUGAUAUCGAUAAUACGACGCAAGACUACCUUGGCAUGACCGUUGCGCACUAUGCCGCGUACAGCAAAUCCUCCACAGCAGAAGAUAUCGCUAUCUGUUUGAAGGACAUUUCCAAUCCCUUCGCCGCCCGCGACAGCGAUGGCAGGACUGUCCUACAUCUUGCCCUUCAGAGAGGCAACAUCGCCCUCAUAGAAUACAUCCUCGGU